CGAGACGACGGCGCUCGCGCUCACGUCUGGCGCAAAAGGUCUGUUUUGGAGAAGAACGGAAGAUGGCGACCUCAAACAAUCCGCGGAAAUUCAGCGAGAAGAUUGCGCUGCAUAACCAGAAGCAGGCGGAGGAGACGGCGGCGUUUGAAGAAGUCAUGAAGGACCUGAGCAUUACUCGAGCCGCGCGGCUGCAGUUACAGAAGACCCAGUAUUUGCAACUGGGCCAGAAUCGUGCUCAGUGCUAUGGAGGUUCACUGCCCAAUGUCAAUCAGAUUGGAAAUAGCAACACUGACCUGCCUUUUCAGACUACAGUUUUGGAUACUAGUCGAACAACUCGGCACCACGGCUUGGUGGACCGCGUGUAUCGGGACAGAAAUCGGAUCACGUCCCCUCAUCGCAGGCCUCUCUCAGUGGAUAAACAUGGGCGCCAGAUUGACAGCUGUCCUUAUGGCUCAGUGUAUCUGUCACCUCCCCCGGACACCAGCUGGAGGAGGACCAAUUCUGACUCUGCGCUCCAUCAGAGUGCCAUGAAUCCUGCUCAGCAAGACACUUUUGUUGGCGGAUCCCAAGAACUGCAACCAAAACGAGUUGUCUUGCUCACACCUCCAGAUACAGAGGAGCCUGAAACAGAAAUGGAAAAAGACGAUCAGAAGACAUCACUACAUCCCAAAUCCCAUGAUGUUCCAGGGAUUAACAUAUUCCCAUCCCCCGAUCAAGACGUGAACGCCACAUUGAUGCCAGCUGCACACAGCACAGGUGGCUCCUUGCCCGACCUCACCAACAUCCAGUUCCCCCCUCCCCUGCCCACUCCUCUGGACCCAGAUGACCCCGUGACCUUCCCAGCCCCCAGCACCUCCAGCAGCACAGGCAAUCUCAGCACCAACCUCACCCACCUGGGCAUCAGCGCUGCCAGCCAUGUGGCUGCCUCCACCCCUGCACCUGCUGGCACUGCACUCACACUCAACAUCGAUGCCCAGCAACAGCAGCCGUGCCCACAGCAGCUCUCACCUACUCUCUCUCCCACCCUCUCACCUCAGAUGCCCAUUUCUCAGCCAAUUGUGAUGGACAGCAUGUCGUUGGAACAGCAGCUGUCCCAGUACUCGCUGCUCAGCCUGCUGAGCGAUCUGCAGAAGCAGCAGCAGACGCUGCCGCAGAACAUCCGCCUUAUCCAGCUCCCGCCAAUCACCGUCAGCUCUGCCUCCAGCCCGCCUCAGACCUCCUUGUCCAACCAGUCUCCAACAGCCACGAGUGCACCAGUCAGCUCGCAGUAUCGCAAUCAGACUGGCUCUCCGGCCAACCAGUCUCCAACCUCGCCAGUCUCCAACCAGGGCUUCUCGCCUGGAGGCUCGCCUCAACACAUUCCAGUGGUGGGAAGUAUUUUUGGAGAUUCAUUCUACGAGCACCAGAUGGCGUCCAGACAGACCAACGCUCUUUCCCACCAGCUCGAGCAGUUCAACAUGAACAUGAUUGAGAACCCGAGCAGUUCAAACAGCUUGUACAAUCCGUGCUCCACGCUGAACUACACGCAGGCGGCUAUGAUGGGGUUAACUGGGAGUCACGGCAGCUUGCAGGACACCCAGCAACUCGGCUACAGUAACCAUGGCAACAUUCCCAACAUUAUCCUAACAGUCACAGGCGAGUCGCCACCAAGUCUCUCCAAGGAGCUGAGCAGCUCGCUGGCCGGCGUGGGCGAUGUCAGCUUCGACGCGGACUCUCAGUUCCCACUGGACGAGCUAAAGAUCGAUCCACUGACCCUGGAUGGGCUACACAUGCUUAACGACCCAGACAUAGUGCUGGCCGAUCCAGCCACCGAGGAUACGUUCCGCAUGGACCGCCUAUAAAGCAAGUGAACUAAAAAAAAAAAAAAGAAAAGAAAAGAAGCUCUCUGAACAGGAGGAGGCUAGAGACUUACUCAUUGUGCAGCUGCAUGGCCACCCGGUUUUAUCAUUGCGCCCGCGGCCCUCGCUGCCCCUCCCCCUCAUGGCAUCUACAAUAGCAUGCUGCCAACAUCAAUGCCAACGUCUGGGGAAAGGAGGCACUCGAGCACAUAGUUGGACGUGGCAUUGCUAUAUCAACGCUAGCUAGUUUCUUGAAGCGGCUAGUUCUGAACCACGUCCAUUGUGCAAGUGUCUCUAUACCCCUCCUUCGGCCUACAUGUUGAGUCGCUUUUUAUUAUGUUCCUACUUGUUUGUUUGUUCUCACGUUUCUUUCCUGUAGGUUGAUGGUUACCUUUGUCAUGUCAUUUUGUGUUUAAUUAUUUAUUCUGUUUUUCAAGAAACGGUUUCUUUGUGUAUGUGUGUGUGUGCGCGUGUGUGUUGAACCUCCUGACCAAGCUAGCUUUUCCCCCAGAAAUGUUUAUUUUUUACAUACCAUUCAAUUUUCUGUUAGUACUUUUUGUUGGUUUGUUUAUUUAUGUACGUUUAUGUUCAUAUAUUUUACAGAUGAAUUGUUUACGUCAAGAUAGCAUGUCUUUUUAGACUGUGUAUGUUUUGUGUGCGUUUGUGUUAAAUCUCUAUAUUUAAAGUUUUAAAAUUAUUUAUUGAACCCUUUUUAUUUAAUACUAAGGAGUACUACUCCCCCCCCCCCCCAUCCCCCACCCCGCCCCCAAUUCUACUUUUUAUGGGUUUGGAAGAGCAGCGCCUUUGUGCUACUGUACGUACUUUAUAAUCGUUAAAACACUUAACACUAAAAACCAACAUUCACCUCUAGAAAAGCUUUUCUGCUCUGCUUUUUCUCCAUAAACAGUAAGGUGCCCAUCUGUGCUCUGGCAUUGUUAUUUUUGUAUGUUUGCUGAUAUUUUUUGCAGGUUUAAUUGCAAGUGUCAAAACGGCAGUCUUGCCUCUAUUUUUCAUGUCAGUAUUGUAAAGUGUCUAAAAAGCUACGCGUGCAUUUUCCUUGUUGCUUAUUCAGCUGCAAAUUGAAAUCAUUAAUGGCGUCUUUGACUUGUGUUUUGCAUUAAAAGGCCGUCGUUACGCAGGGCCCGAACGGUUUUAAAAAAAAUUAAGUUUAAAAAAAAUUAAAAAAACAAAAAACAACUAACUAAAGUUUCAGAAAGCUACUGAACUAAUCACUGUGACCCGACCUGAUUUUGCCUUAUGAACAAAAAAAAAAAAAAAAAAUGCUGUUUUGAAGCUGUCACUGCAACGACGAGUUUUUUAAUCGUCCCGUCAACGUUUUAUCCUCGUAUCCUAAAUGAGAUCUGAUCAUGCACAAUCAGUGGCAGUAUUGUGUUUUUAUAAAUGCAGUUUUUCACUAAAGUACUGUAUGGCAUGGAGGUUAAGUGUCGAGCUUAAACCGAUGGUGUGUUUGGUCCGAGCUGCUGGUUGAAAGUAAGGGGAGGGUACUGCUCCUUAUUCAUUGUGGUGUUUACAGCAAUGUUGUUGUUUGUGUGUGUGUGUGUGUGUGUGUGUAUAUAUUUUGUUUCAGUCUUGUCUGACAUUCACGUGAUAUAAACACAUGUUGUGUUUGAAAUGACAAGUUUUAACGACUCACGUCUUUAUAUUUAUGUACACUAUGGAUUUACAGGAAAACUGUUAUUCACUGUUUUAUUGCACUUGAAAUGAAUGAGUUAAUUCAGUUUAAGUGUUAUAAACCUGCUUUAUGCAGCCUGGACAUUAAAGCACUUGGCGACUGCGCCAAACUACUUUGGUACCAAAAUCCUGGUGAACAUAGUGCUGUUAAUUAUUCAUGAACAAUUUUAUUGGCAGCAUUAUUUAAAAAAAAAUGUAUUGGCUUUUGGUUGUAUUCAGUAGGAGUUUAUUGACAGAUCACCAAAUUCAUUUCUGUUUUUAACAACAGUGUGGUUAUAUCAGUUAAAUGAAUUCAGCCAAGAGGUUUGCUCUGUGUGAUUUAUGCAAUGCAGUCUGUUAGUAAUAUAGACAGUGACGCGUUGUUGUGUGUUGUUAUUAUUGUUGUUUUGGUUCAUCGCAUUAGACUGAAAUGAAAGGACCUGUUACUGCAAAA
This is a messenger RNA of Neoarius graeffei (lesser salmon catfish), 3963 nucleotides long. RefSeq names its product CREB regulated transcription coactivator 1b (gene crtc1b). Gene Ontology annotation, molecular function: cAMP response element binding protein binding. NCBI's taxonomy places the organism in Eukaryota, Metazoa, Chordata, Actinopteri, Siluriformes, Ariidae. Gene Ontology annotation, biological process: positive regulation of transcription by RNA polymerase II; protein homotetramerization. The transcript has 12 exons. Gene Ontology annotation, cellular component: cytoplasm; nucleus. The record is from RefSeq and is a predicted model, not a curated record. Bases 63 to 1841 code for a protein of 592 amino acids.